AUGGAUGCGUUAGAGAGUUCAUCGACGGUAUAUCGCACUGAGAGCGAAGGCAGCACGACAAGCGAAGACAGAGAAGGUUCUCUACGAGCCUACUUAGAGAAGGAGUCACUAGGGCAUUUAACCGCGCUGUUUCCAGACGAUGUUUCGCUCAACUAUUUUCAAUCAUUAACAGAGGACGACUUAGAGCAUGAUUACAACGUGAAAGAUGACAAAGAAAGAGAGCUUUUAAUGCAUUCCAUAGUGAAAUUGCGAGAGGAAUUUUCAGCGUACGAGGUGAGACUUCAAUGACACAGACACAAAUUUUGUUCUAUUCAAAUUUGUCCUAUCUCUAAUUAUUUGCGCGUUACUUUUGGCCAAAUUUCCCGGAGUCAAGCAAUUUUUGAAGUUGUAAUUUUUUUUUUAAAACCUCCAACUGCGUUCCCAACAGAUAUUUUUUUCAAAAGUUAUUGUGUUGUUUUCGUCGCGAAGACAGUCGCAUGUUAUUCAGGGCCGCUGGCAUCAAAGGAAACAGUGAAAAAUAUAAAUUACCACGAGGCACCUUUCGACUAUUACACGCAUCUUUUUUAACAUCCAGACGUACACUUGGAGAUAUUUAAAUUCCCCAUCGAUACAAAGUCUACUGUUUUUCACUGCGAGCACUUAUUUUAAAAUUAGUUUCGUGUGAUUUUGCUUUAUUUAUCAAUGUCGUAAGUUUGGGCCUAUUUCCAAAUGUCAUCUUGUCCAUUUGACGUGUUUCCUGAAACUAAUAUUAUAAAUAUGCCACAGAUUUAUUUGACCGAAAGAACAGUCCUGCUCUGCUCUUGACAUCUUUCGAAAUCUGACGAGACACUGUUAUUGAUCUGUCCGAAUUCCAGUCGGACUUUUUUUCUGUAUCAGUAAUUUCCUGAGACAAACGAGGGAGUGAUUUCCGAUGUGUACGCAUUUGCUGUACAUCACACCUUUGUUUUCGCUCUGUUUAUGACUACCUUCUUGUGAGGUGGCUAUUUUUUUCUUUCCGGAUUUUUCAGAAUGGAGUGUGGCACGGGCGAUCGUAAAGUACCAUUCGCUACUUUUUCCCUAGCUACAAUAUUUGUCGUUUUACAAACAACCAUCGAUAGAGGCUUCAUGGUACAUUGAUCUCUGUUGCGUGUGAAAAUUAUUAUGCAAGGGUACUGUUUGACGGAAAAGUAUAUUGGUGGAUUACUGAGUCUCACUCAAUUUGCCUAGCGAAAUGGUGUGUAAAUCACUAAAUGUAAAAAGUUCUUUAUUAUGCAAAUAUCGAUUACGUUUAUUGCAUAUAUGAUUCUCAGCAGGAAUAUACUUUAAGUCGUGAGAUGAAACAGUAUUUUACUGUUCUCUUGAUCUGUAAUCUAAUCAUUUGAAUUUUCAUUACCUGGGUGGUUAAAACUUUUUUUAAUUGGAAGCAAAAAUUUUCCGCGCGCGAACAUGAUCUUCGUUCAUUUGUUUUUAUAACCCUAAAAUUCGCGUUGUGUAAAUAUGGCGCGAAGCAUUGUUUACAAAAUAUAUCUUCUGUUGAUUUAGCAAGGUAUUCGCAGAAAAUUGUCUGUUAGUUUUCCUUCCCUGUAAAGCGUCCCUGCUUUAGUGGACUUUGGCUAAACUAAAAUUGAGUUCAACCAAAAGCCCUUUUUCAUUCAAAAAAGACCAUUAAAUAUAUUUGACAAAAAAAAUGAUUACAUAACUUAUACUGUAAGUUUUUUUCCGACAUAUACGUUUCAACGGAGGAAUCAGCCACUAGAUAAAGACUUAAUCAUAAACUCCUAGUCGAUCUUUCAUAGAGAUUGCUUCUUCUUUCGAGGAACGUUUAUGAUUUAUUUGGAAUUUGAAACGAAGUUGUCUUCAAAUUGAUUGAGAAAUAUAGUAAUUGUGGAUUUCUUUAGAAACCUUUGGUAAUCUGCAAUUAGUACAUCAUUUGCAUUUGUAUAUUCUGAUGUCUUUUUUCAUUCCAUUAGUCAGAAUCUAUUAAAAGCACUGCAGCUUUAGAACAAAUGUCUUUGCCACCCAACGAACUCCUUUUCUCAUUUCUGUAUCAUUUUUGCUCUGUUCUGAUGAAGUACAGUUUUUGCAUGUUAAUUUUUAAGCCUUGUGCAAAGCUAAGUACACAACAAUUUAAAUUUAAUGCCAAUGGAGAGAUUAAACCUUUAAUCCCUAAGAGUGAUUAGCUUCCAAUUUCUCUCUUCAGUAUCACUGUUGAUCCAAACGUUAAAGACCAGAGAAGUCCCUGAUUUUUGAACAAGUUUUCCUUGUUAUUACCUUAUGAAAUAUGUAGAGAACAGAAUGGAGAAUGAACAUACUGAUGUUAUGGUGUAAAGGGCUAAAGAACAAUCCCUCUCAACCAAACUUGCCAGGACUGGCUAUUUCUGAGAAACCACAAAUAUUUCAGAAAAGACUGCUCAAAACAAAAAUUGACUGAGUACGAAUGUUUUCUUCAAAUGUUGAGUGACUAUAAUUUAAUGGCUUUUAAGGGUUAUUCCUAAAAGGCUAGUGCUCUUUUGCUGCUUAAAAAUCCAGGUUUUAUGAGCUUCAAGUGUUAAAGAACAAUUCCUUUCAACAAAACUUGCCAGGGCUGGUUAUUUCUGAGAAACCACAGAUCUUUCAGAAAAGACUGCUCAAAGCAAAAAUAGACUGAGUACGAAUGUGUUCUUCAAAUCCGAAUAUCUUUGGUAAGGCAGUUGUAUUCAUGAUUUUAUCCUUGAAAUGUUGAUUGACUAUAAUUUAAUGGCUUUUAAGGGUUAUUCCUAAAAGGGUAGAACUCUUUUGCUGCCUAAAAAUCCAGGUUUUAUGUGCUUCAAGUGAAUCAAUUUGGGCAGAGUGUUUUGUUUGUAACCAAGGAAUUUGUAGACAUGAUAUUGAAUUUUGGGCUCCUUUCAUGAAUCUGCAAGAUAUCAAGAUAUAGUUUUAAUUAAAACGCAAUGAAUAUUUAAGUAAAAAUAUUUAGAUAAGAAUUUGUGACUGUGAAAGGCAAAACAGACACUAACAGUUAUCCAUUCGAAGGGGUAAACCGUUUGUUAUCCGUUCUUCAUCUGUUCGCACGCCUAAAAAAAUCAGUUCAAAGCGUUUGACAAACUGUUUGAAUGGCUUGCAUAUCCAUUCGAAAUACAUUAGCAUUUUUUUGUUGCAUGUUGAUUAGAAAGGCUGGAAAACUUGUUUAUUUUUUCAUUUUUCGACUUUUUUGAAUAGCAAGCUACCAUGCUGUACUCCAUACAGAUCAUUUUUUUAUCAAAAAAUUUUCUGAGCCAUGGAAGAGAAAUUUGGAUUUACUUUUAGUGUAGCACCUGCUUGGUUAUUGUACAAUUCUGAUUAAAUUUUAUUUUUUGUGCCGAGCAAUUACCUGGUAUGUUGGACACUCAUUUACACAUGUAAACUACUAAGCUAGAGGUUUUGAUUGAUAAAUUUUUCACUGGCAAAUUACUUUUUGAUUAUUAAGUGUCCAAGUAGGCAAUACUGUUUAUGUAAAUUAUAUAUUUUUUUACAGUCUGACUCGGAGCUUGAUAACAGCGCAGAGUUGAAUGCAGAAGUUUUUUCAUCACUGCCAAGAAAUUUCAGGCUUAAUCGAUCAAGACUCUCAGAUGACUUUGCAGAAACAAGAUCCAAGAGGAGAGAGAGUUUUGGUUUUCCAUCUGCACGGCUUGAUGAGACAUCGAACUUGAUCCGCAUGAGGGCUAAUCCUUCAUUAGGGAGUUCAGAACCCAACCUCUCAGGCAGUUGUGUAAGUUGAAGUCAACUGAAAUACAUCUUUUGUAACCUAAUUUUUCCUUCUUCCUUUUUUUUAUUAAAUAACAAAACAAAAGGAUUUGGGAAAGGGUUUUUUAUGUGGUGGGAAUAACUUUUUUGACAUUUGUUUGUAUUCUGAUUGUGGGUUUUUUUUUUUUUUUUUUUUUUUUUUUUCAGUGAUAAAGCAUAAGCAUAUGAAUAUUUUUUAUUUCAAUUUAUUAUUUUUAGGUUUUUGUUCUUUUGUUUUUUGUAAAUAGUGAGCAUGACUUCAUUAAAUAGAAAAGUUGUUUCCACUUGUAUGAACAUCAUGUAGGUAUACUCAUUUGCCUACAGAUGGUUUUUUCAUUCAGACUUUUCUCAGUCAGAUAUCGCUAAGGGUUUAGGGUUUUGGCUACUUUACAAUUGCCGACAAGCUUUCAAUCACUUGAUAUUAGAAUAUGCCAGAAAAUUCUGUUGUAAUUGCAGUCAAGUGUUGUUACUACAUACAAGGUGCAGCUGUUGAUGAAGACAUUUGAUAUCAACUUUGAUUGUGAUCCCAGUUUUCCAUAAAUCUCGGGUUAUAGUAGCCUUUUACUCUUAAGAUUAAGUUGUAUUAGUUCUCCUUUUUCACCAACCAUAUAUUUUCUUCAACAUUAUUAUAUUUGUGUGAAAUUUUAUUGUUACGCUGUAUAUAUCAAGAAUGUGCAAAAUGGCAUCAGAAAUGUAAGAACUCUCUAGCUUUUAGCAGCAGGACUCUCUGGCUUAAUUUUAAUGGCCUGGACAACUUCACCCCCUUGAAGAUGAGAAACGUCAAAUUGACCUUAAGGAUCAAGAUUUUUCUGACCUUAUUCCAAUCACGUCUUGUUUUGGCAUUGCGCAAACAAAAGACAUCUUUUCUUUCUUGUCAAUAAAUAAUUUUGUCUCAUAUUUUUCAUGCUGUUUGCUCCUGACAUAAAUAUUGAUUCUCUGUAUUGUCUGUCAUCCAUUUCUAUAAUUCAAGCUCUGAGAAGUUGAUUUUAAAUUGUAAAACAUUCACUUCUUGAUAAUUUUAUGUCCUCUCGUUACUGUUUUGCUUGAAAGUGUACUGAUAGUGUAAGGAGAAAUUUCCUUUUGAUCACCCAACGGAAGGAUUGAGCUAACUCCUGUGGUAAGAAAUGUCAUCCAAUUAAUCUCUUGUUUAUUUUGUACAUUUUCAGAGUGACAUAAGCCGGAGACCAAGGUAUUACUUCCAUGUACAUAUUAAUUCAAUUCAUUUGUAGUUAGAUAGCAGCAAACAACAAAUGAAUUUUAAAAAGACAAGACAUAUAUACAUACACAUGGAUUUCUCUUAUUUUCUAGGUUUGUUCAAAUCUUGCAGUAAGGUUUUUGGACAGAUUGUGUAGUUUUAUCAACAUCCUGUUGUGUGCACAUAAUUUUAAAGAGUGCUUUUUAUUACACUGAUGUAUAUUUUCUUGUGACGUAAGAAAUCACGUGAUUUUCCAAUGAUCUCAAACUCACUGAAUGUUAUUUUACAAGCAUUGUUCAAGUUAUGUAGUUUUUUUUUUCUUGGAGCAAGGGGAAAUACUUUGCUUCUCCUUUGCAUCAAUGUGCUGCAAAAUUUAUUUGCAAAAGAAACUUGUCCGUGUUAGAGUUCAUGUCAAGUAGGCUUAAUGUGUAUUGGAUCCAUUUAGCUAUCAUUUCCUUUCAAAUGUAUUUCCCAUUUACAUUUACCAGGUGACUCUUAUAGGCGAAUAGUAGGAAUUAUGUAGGCACUCUCCUGGGACACAUUUCUUUUUAUUGGGCAAUCAUGCUUGUUAGAUGAGAUAAUUCUAUGCUGCUUUUCUUGGUCAUUUUUUUUUAAAGUGCAAUUUACAUACAUGUUAAAAAAUUUUAAAAGCUACAAUAUUUAUAUGUACAUGUCUGUCUGUCUUUUUUGCCCGAAGCACUUUUGAAAAUUAAGUUUUUUAGUGGCCAAAUCUACAUUGGUCUGAAGAGGGCUUUGUUAUUGUGUAAAACCUUUCUGACCAGUGGUUAUUGUCAAAGUGUUUUAAUUGAUCUUUUAUCAAGUAUCAGGUUGGUGUCAUAUGUUAAUUUUGAUCAAAGUGAAACUGAAUUGUGAUGUUAGCAAAUUGCUGAAUGGAAUAUCUAUUGUGCAGAGAGAUUCUUUGUAUUUCAUUUCUUUGGGGUUUUGUAUAUUCUUUUAGCUUGAUGAAGCAGCUUUUUUAAAGAAUCAUUGUCUUCAUAAAUUUCUUUGUAAUUGCAUUCUAUAUUCUGUCAAAAUUUUGAAACUGAAAAACGUAUCUAGCAAUAUGAUGGAAAACUGCAUGGCUAUCUCUGGAAGGUCAGUGGUUUAAUUUCUUAGAUCUGUUUUUCCUAUAUUGUGACAUAAUGAACAGUAUAUGAUAAGCUUUGUAAGGAUGGAAAAGCAGAUGUUUGUAAAGGCUGGUGAAUAUUGUUUUCAAUCUUUAGCCAGCACAUUUGGAUCACAUUUCAUUUUAUUACAUUGAAAACUGAACAUGUAACAUAUAACAUUAUUGAACUUGUACAGUGCUAUGUAUUGCAUUUUUGUAAAUAGAAAAUUAUUACUAACAGAAUAAUCACAUGUUUCAUUGUUCAUGUAAUAUGCUGAAUUGGAAUAUUGAUUACACUUCAGGAUGUGAAAGGCACAUUUUUCACUUUUUAAUUUUGAAUGAGAAUGAGACAGUAUUCUUUAAAGACACCUCAUGUAACAAACAUUGUGCCACAUAACUUUCUGAUUGAACAAAUGUAUCCAUCAAAUGGACGUGAGCAAGAGAAGCCUGAAAUUAUAUACAAUUUAUAGGUAUGUUAUGGUUUAAAAUUUCCUCUGUGAAUUUUUUUUUUUUUAACCAACUUUAUUAUUGAUGUUUGCAUUCAUUUUAAUGUCGCACAAAUUUUUUUCCUUGCCAACCAAAAAGACAAGAAAAAUGUUAACUUUGAGACAUAUUAAAAUUUUUUCAAAUCCAUUGUUCUAAACAAAGGCUCAGCUGUCUUUCAAUAUAUGGCCUAUAUAUUCAAAAUAGUUCUCAAUCUGUAAAUGUGUGUUGCUUGGUAAUUGCUUGAUAAUUUAAAGUGAUUCUUUGUUUCAAACAAAGGUUAAAAUUGAUGAGGUAUUGUACUGUGGUGAAUUUUACAUAAUUGAAUAAUUUGUAUUGUAGGGGCAAUUAUCUUGUAAUAUCUCCAAUCUAUUCUGCUAUUUUCCUGAUGGUCAAAAACAUCAUUACAAUUUCCCUGCACUCAGAUUUUUUUUCUCCUUUCAAAUAAUUUUUUUUGCCUCGUUUUACUGCUUCAACAAGGAAUUUUCUCUUCUGAAUUUUGAACCUUAAGUUUGCUUAGCAUUGCAGUGGCAAUUGCAAUUAUUAUGGGUUUCUUUUUGAUUAGAUAACAAUAAAAAUUUUUACAUACCAGACUAGACGUCUAUACUCCAAUUCUUCUUUUGAAUUUCUUUGUGUACAAUUUUUCUCAAGAUAACAUGUGAAUGUGCUCAUUGCACAAUUUUCUUGAUAUCAUACUGUGUCUUAAACACUUCAUUUUUUUCAUAAAUAUGUUGAAUAGGUUGUUAUUAAUUCCAAAAUAUCAAAGCUAAGUGAUUAUUGUAUCUGAUUGUUACCUUUCAAAGUAAUUUCAUCAGUGGUUGAUUAUGUUAUCACAACUUAAGGCUUUGUUCAAUAUUAUCUUGUAAAUUUUGAAGGAUUAUUUGAAUUUUAAUUAAAUUUUGAGGCAAAAUAACAUAUUUAGAUUUUUCCAUCAAACAACAAAAUUGUUAUUUAUCAAAAGACAAAUUAUUGUGGCAGAAAUGUGUAGUAGGAAGAUAGAAGUAUUUGUGAUUUGAAAUUUCUGCUUUCUGAAGAAAAAGAAAAUGGUCCUGGACAGAUAAAUUAAGUGUGGUUUAUUGUUAUUAUUUGAGGCCUUAAAUGAAUUAGGCAUUGUUUCAAAUGCCUGGAAGUCUAGAUACAUGUAAUAUUAACAAGAAAACUGCUAUUUCUUGAAGUCAGCAAUGUUUUCAGUCCUAGAAUUGCAUAUUUAGGCCAACUAUUUACAUUCUCACAUUUGAUGAGAAGAUUUUAUUAGUGAAGUGAUUCCAUAGAAAUGUGUCGUAUCUGUGCAAGUUUUUGUUGUGCUCUGGCUGAUAACUGUAUGAAAUAAUUGUGUCUUUUGAGACAAGUUAUUUAAUCAACAUGUGUCCUGACAAAUUGCAAAUACCUUUGUGAGUAUGGUGCACUUUGACUUCUGCUGUAAAUACACAUAUAUAUGGUUGCAAUUAGGAAAGCUACAUUUUUAUUGAUAUUCAUUCGUUUGGUAGAUGAAUAUAUAAUAUGUUAUGUGGAGUUUAAAUUUAAACAUCUUCAUGAGGCAAAACUGUUAAGUUGCAUUACAUUGUUUGGAAACCAGUCAGAGAAUUCCCUGGUAUGUUAACAUCAGUGUUUUGUUUUGUUUUUUUUUUUAGCUCCUUCAAUGCUGGAUCUCGCAAAGCUGGUAGAAGUUACACCACAGCAAGCUCCAUGCCAUCCACAAACUCUGGCAGACCAUACUCGCCAUUUUCAUCAUCAUUUACUCAUGGUAAGUGCCAACAUCAUGCCAUUGUUUUGGGGACUAACCUAAAAUGAACUAAAAUGCCAUUCAAGAGGAGUAUCAGUACUCAUAGUCUUUAGGGACAAACUUAACCCUUUAAGUCCCACUAGUGACUUAGACAGAAUUUUUCCUUACAUUAUCAGUAUGAUAUCAUGCAGACAGGUAAUGAGAAUAAAGAAAAAUAUCAAUUAGGGGAUUAUUGGUUGAUCCAAUUCCAUAUUCUCCAAACUAUCAUCACAUAAAUUGUAUGGCGGACUGUAGGGAGAAUUACUCAUGAAAUCUUGGGAGUUAAAGGUUAAAGUUGUCUGUAGACUUCACCUUUUCCUGCAGUGUACCAUCCAAUCGAAGCACAUGAUAACUUAGAAGUGGUGAUAUUGAUACACUGUGUGUUUUUGCUUUGUUUUUUUUUGUAGGUUCUGACAGUCCAGUUGGCAGUCCUAGCUUUCAUACAUCUUCCAGCAAUACCUCCUCAGGAGCACAUUUUGCAUUUUCAAAUAUCAGAAAGUAAGCAACAUGUUUUUGUGGAUCAUUGGAUAGAUUUCAAAUCAUCAAUUUGUAGAAGAGGCUCAAAUUUUUGUCUAGUUGAGGAGGUGCUUUCUGACACAACAUCCAAUCCUCCCAGUGUUUCACAAGGAAAUGCAAGAAAAUUUGAAUAGAGAAUUUAGUAGUUUAUCAGAUGUCAGUUGGAGUGUUUCCCAUUCUCCCCUCAAUUAUUAGGCCAACUUGGCUGAGAAAGACUAAGUGAAAAUUUCAGCAACAUGGAAGUAUGUUUACUGGGCAACCAGAGAAAGUGGCUUGGCUGCUAGUAAAAAAAUAGCGGCCUGUGACUUUUUACAUACAUAUGAUGUAUGUACAUAUAAUUUAUUAAUGUGAGUUCAUACUUAGCUAAGUAGCUAUUUUACAAGUAAACUCACAAAUCAUACAAGUAGGUAAAUAAUUAACUACAUGUAUAAAUAAAACAAUUACAAUUGAUUUGGUUUAAUAUUUUUUUUCUUUGCUGUGCUGUAACUCCAACAGAGACAUGGCUGGAAGGCGCUGGUCUGUUGCAUCAUUGACAUCAUCAUCAGGAUAUGGAACACACACUCCUUGUUCAUCGUCCUACUCUGUAUGUAUUACAAUUCAGUAAUUGCUUACUACAGUGACAAAGCCAUUGCAAUUUCCAGCAGCCUCAGAUUUUACUCACAGUCUAUUACUGGGAAUUCUUAUGUUAAUAGAGAAACAUGCUCCAGAAACCAUUUAGAAGUAAAAACCUUCCCCUCAUGGGGACUCAGAAUUUUUUCUUGGUUCCACUCUUGUGACAAGAUGAAAAAACAUCUUUCUUAAUUCUUUACCGAGCUCAAAACUUACCAUCUCUACUAUUUCUAUCUAAAAAAACAUUCCACUAUCGACAUCGCUGAUCCUAGCAGUAUGCAGGAUGCGUGUCAUUUGAACUUCGUAAUAGACCUCGCUCACUGUAGGGUCUCUGUGUUCCAUGGUAGAGCAUCAGAGUGCAAAUCCUAAGGUCUGAGGUUCAAUUCCUCAUGGCGACUCAGAAUUUUUUUUUGUCCCACGCUCGGGACAAAAUGAGAAAACAUCUUUCUUAGUAAAUUAAUUGUUUUACAUGAUUUGAGAUUUCAUUGUGAAACACGUUAUCUGUUAGUGCCAUCAAAGAAAAAUAAUGUUAGCCACACAAAUUAUAAAUUACCUAUUGUAGAAACCUAUUGAUUGUGUAAACUUGUGGGACGCGCAUGUGGUUUUUGCUCAUUUUUGCAUUAAACAUUUUUACUUUGUUUUAUAGUCACUGGCUUCAUCACAAGAAAAACUUCAUCAGGUGGGUACUACUGCUAAAUUCCAUUUUAUUAAUUUUAUUUCCAUUUCAGCAUUUUAUUGUAUUAAGCCUUUAACCCCCAGAAGUAGUUAAAACGCUUCUUUUCCAUGUAAUAUCCGUACCAUAUACAGCAAAGGACAAUGAGAAUACUCAAACUUAUCAGGUACAGGGUUAUCUUGAUCUGACACCAAAUUCUCAUAACUAAGUUACAGAGAAAUGGGUAGCAGCUAGAUAUGAGAAUUAGCAAUCAUAUCUUGUGAGUAAAAGGGUUAACAUGAAUUUCUAUAUUGUCACAGUUGCAGAUAGGAUUGCCGUAUAGUGAUGAGUACAACUAUGGAGCACACUUUAGGUAACUUAGGAGUGAUAAGCUUCUAAAUUCUCCUUACAGAAUCACUGCUGAAUCAAAAAAUAAGGUCAUGAGAAAGAAAGGAAAUGAUCUCCAACAUAUAAAGCUCUUGAAUGUCAGACAAAUUCUCCUCGUCAGUGCCAUGUGAGAUGUAUAGAGAACAGUGUGAAGAAUGUGCAUAAUGAUGUCAGGAUCUAAAGACUAUGUUUUUUCAGCACGAUUUUGAACUCUUGAUAUUUCUAAAUAAAACAAAAUUUAUUAAAUCUAUAUAUUUAAAAGAAAAAAACUAUGGUGUCAUUAUUAUCUGAGGCCAAUGAUCUUGGAACGGGCUUCCGUAGAAUAUCUAGCGAAGACUCGAACACUUUCGUGGAAAUUGACAAAUUUUAAUUUUUUUUUUCUGAAGUGCUGACAGCGACCAGGAAGAGGAUACUGGAGGUCGCAGAUCACCCAAACCACGACAAAGGUCACGAAGUCUGAGGUGGGUAACCUGUGUUCUUUUUUAUUUAGAUGAAAAUGAAUGUCCCUUGAAAUUUGAAAGAUCUAGGGUCGUGUUGAGACUCAAGACGUUUGAGAUCUUUCGAUAACCUUUUUGGAGAAUUAAAUCAUUUAUCGGAGGAAAACUCCUUGCGCGUGUCGAAAUCCGAUUCUCGAUUUGCAAUCCUUGCUUCUUUUGAGAAUCGAGGAUUAAGUUGAGAGGGAAUGUAAGGAGAAGUUACAAUUUAAUCAUUACAGAUAUGUGUUGUGUUUUGCAGUCCUGGAAGAUCUCCCCUCAUCCAUGAAGAUGAACUGCAGCUGUUGAAUAAUCUGUACAGAGAGCGAUUUCCUAAGGUGAGGUUAUUGUUACAAGUCAGCUAAUGGCUUUGUAGUAUUGAUUAAAGUUAUAUCAUUUGUCAUUGUUUUAUCACUUCCGUUGUGGAUUGCAACGCCUCGACUGCACACUGCAGCAUGUAGUCCUCUCCGUUCGAUGAUGUCGACUUGAUAUGCGUCACCUCGUGUAGUAACAAGCUGAUUGGCUGGAUUUCAAUAGCUAUGAUUGGUGCAUCACGGGGAUGUGUUCCCGCGGAGGUUGUCCAUCAAAUGGCUUUCUUGUUGUUGUUUCUUGUUGUUGUGUAACCCACCGUCAGCUGAUGUUUCAAUUGAGUUAUAUUUAAUCCUCUUUGUACAAUUUUACAGGCCAUAACACAAAUGGAAGAGAAUCUUAGUGUAAGUGCAGUCAUUUUAUGGCCCAUUUAUUUUGUCUUGUUUUUUUUUUUUCCGAGGUUUGGAGCGCCGCUCCCUUUGUGAUGGUUUGUUUGAUUGUUGUUGUUUUUUUUUUUCUAGGAGCUGAUAGAAGAAUACGCAGAAGAGGGAACACUGAACCAUCAUAGCUGCGACGCAGUUUUGAACUUUGUCUGGAAUCAGGUAUAAUUUUGCUGCCGUUUUAUUCCAUGUAUUUCGAAGGUGUAGGAUACACGGGCAGCGAUGUGGACUCUGACUCCGAAAUCAAAGGCUCAUUUUCAGGCUCUGGUCGUGUCAUUGUGUUGUGUUCUUGAGCAAAACACUUAACUAUCAGUGUCUCUCUCCACCCAGGGUAUAAAUGGGCACCAGUAAAAUGUUGGGGUCGGGAGGGGUGGGUGCGAGCUAUUUAUACUGUCCCUUGCGAGCGGGAAUUCACACGAUAGAGUGAAGUCCCACCAUGUGUCUGCUCCCUCGCGCGGUUCUCUCAUGGUUCUCUUGCGGUUCUCGGUUUAAUCUAAUUGAUCUCAAACUUCGUUUCAGGUUCUUGAAGCAGCUCGCGAUCUUCUCAAACAGUCCCAAGAUAGUGCUCUCACAAGUUUGUACUUUUAUGACCUGUCUGAUAAGCUAGAGCGGCUGCUUAUCGAGGUAGGCCAUCGUUUCAGAUAUGUUUGAACGUUAUCUCAUCAUUCGCAUUUUCGUUAUCGACAUUGACAUCGACAUCAUCAUUAUUGUUAUUCUCGUUGUUGUUGUAGUCUUUCUUUGUGUAAGACUUCAUGUUUUCAUACAACUCAACGUCCAUGUUUUCUUACAGGCACAUCAAAAAACAAACCUGGAUAUUUCCCCGGUGAAGAGACUUGUGAGGAAGUUGCUUAUGAUCAUGUCAAGACCAGCUCGGCUAUUGGAAUGUCUGGUAAAUUAAUUUAAUUUUCUUUGGUAAAUCAGCCACUAAACAAACGAUGCAGAGAAAGAAAUGGUAACGGAAGGAAAUAAUUUCUGACAGAUUAGCAGAUUGACAGAAGGAAUGGUAGUUAGACAGUCAAUGAAACAGACAGACAGACAGACAGACCGACAGACCGACAGGCAGUGAGACAGGCAAACAGACAGACAGACAGACGGACAGUGAAAAAGACCGACAGUCUGAAGUAAAGAUAAAGUGACAGAUAUGCAGACAGACAUAAAGUGAGACAGUCUGACAGAGACGGACAGACAGACAGCCAGUCAAACAAACAGACAGUCAGACUGUUUUGAUCCUGAUAAUUUUAAUGUGAGAACAUUUCAGACAUAUCAUUUCUCCAACGAAUGUUUCUUCUCUUCUGAUUAGAAUCUUCGCUUGCAUUUUAGGAAUUUAGCCCUGAAAAUUUCUACAACCUACUUGAAGAAGAAGGACGAGAGCUGGAGAGGGUCACCGACAAGGCAGAUAUCACUAGCUACGUGAAACUCAAGUUAGGACUGGGACAAACUGAAGAUAACCGCCCAGACUUGCCAGAGGACCCAGAACCUGAGUCACCAUUGGUAAGAAUCUCCAUCUUCCUCUUUCAUUUUAAAUGAACUGAAGUUCAUCAUUCCUUGAUUCGUAAGUUCUUUCCUUCCUCCUUGUCAUCCUGUGUUGGGCUCUUUCAGUUCAAUUUGUUCCCUCUCUGUAGGUGUCUUCUUCCUUCUCUUGUUCUGAUUAACCCAAUCAGUCGGUUUUCUGGCACUUUCUGUAUUGAAUUAGUCCUGUGUCAUGGUGGUAAAUCUAUUUAGGUGUAUUGUUAUUUUGGAUACAGUGCACUAAUCUCCAUUUGUAUGAUUUCAUUCUUGUUAGAAAUCUGCCAGUCCUAACUCGACAGUAGGAGAAAUGCCAACAGAGGAAGACUUUGAAAUCAUCAAACUCAUAAGCAACGGUGCUUACGGGUAAGACCACAACACCGGAAACUACGUUCUCUAUCUACUCUUUGCGAGAAGUGCGUGGGUUCUGUAACGUCCCCUGCUAGCCAGAAAAGAGAAGAUGCAGAAGACGGAGCUUGCGGUUUAUCGUUCUAAUCCGAAAAGACAAGGAUGUGUAACCAUUUGUAGAUGUCAAAGCAAAGGCAGCGUAUUCUACCCAGUUAUUUUAAGACCCUGAGUGUUGGUCCGGUCUCGACCUUGAACCCACGUCCUUCUACAGGGCAGACCGGCAAUCGACAACCUAAGCCCACCCUGCCCCCAUAUUUAUCCACCUCAUGCACCGAUAGGUUUUCCUUUGCAUCAGGUUGGUUGUUACUGUAGGAAGGGGAGAGCUAAUAAAUGCGGCGAUGGUUGUUUGACUCAAUAUUUUUUCUUCUUGAAUUACAGUGCUGUUUACUUAGUACGACACAAACAGACUCAAAUGAGAUUUGCGAUGAAGAAGAUGAACAAGCAACUUAUGCUGCACAGAAAUCAAGUUCAACAAGUGUUCGCAGAAAGAGACAUUCUGACCUUCGCCGAGAAUCCGUUUGUGGUUGGAAUGUGGUGCAGUUUUGAGACGAAGAAACAUCUUUGUAUGGUGUUGGAAUAUGUCGAGGGAGGAGACUGUGCAUCGCUUUUGAAAAACAGCGGACCGCUUCCCAUGGAUCUCGCCAGGUAAACUGCUUUUCAGUAAUUCUCUGGUAAAGGGUAAAAAAAAAAAAAAAUAGCGAUUUUUUAACCGAGUGUGGAAAGUACUUUCAGAUUUUAUCGGUUUUGCUUCAUCUGGCUCAAUGAUUGGUCUAGAAAACGUGCGUCAUCCUCUCAACCAAUGAAAUACAAGGGUAAAAUCAAUUGCGACUUUUUUGUUAAACUUGCAAAGAAUGCGAAACUUAAAGUUCUGAGGGAAUUGAAUAUGCUGGCCUUAUUCAAGUAGAACUGCACGAACCAUACCCUAACGAUUGCACAAAAAAUCCAGUUACUUAGUGACUUUGUGUUUUUUUUUUAUCAUCAGAGCCUACGUAGCUGAGACCUUAUUAGCCGUGGAGUAUUUGCAUAGCUAUGGCGUCAUUCAUCGGGAUCUUAAACCUGACAAGUAAGUGUUGAUAAAAAUGUCUCUGUUCAUUUAUUCUUUAGUUCGUUCUUUCAUUUGCACAAGCAGAAGUGUUUCGUCGCUCGCGGGAAAGUCUGAGACCUUAAGCAAUGCUAGCUGGCCAAAGGUCGAUAAGGUAUCUAGUGCCAGACCCCGGCAAAGCCCCGACUCGUUCCGAAUCUUCCCGCGGACGGAGGAACGCGCUUGCUUCCAAUUUUUCACCCUUUUCUUUAUCUAUGCACGCAUUUAUCUUUUUUUUUAAUCUUUUAUUUGUUGUCUGAAUUUGACUUCCUUUGUGAUUUUUUUCUCUCCAGUCUUUUAAUAACAUCACUGGGUCAUAUAAAACUCACAGACUUUGGAUUAUCUAAGAUUGGACUUAUGAACAGUAAGUACUCGUUUUUUCCAUUUGUUUUCAUUGUACUGUUUCGCGUUUCCAGGGCUUUAUUUGGAACCCUUUUGAUCCAGAGUCCUUUGUACCCCAUAUCAGUUUGCAUAUUCUCCAUACUGUUCUCUAUACUUCUCUGACAGGGCGUGAAAUUAACUUUUUUUUUCUGAUAGCUACUUGGCUCCUAAAUUCUUCAAAGUGGUAGCCAAUUCAAAAAAAGUUGGUCGCCAUUUUCAAAGACAAACAAAAUCUUUCUUUACGCUGUCAGCGUUCUAGAUAGACCCUCCAAAAUUAAGUUAGGGAAAAGAUCUUUAACGUGCUACAAAGUGGACACUAGGAUGGAAGAUAUACAACGUUCAGGCUCAUCUAAAUCCAAGAUGGCGUCUAGUUAUCGAUCGAGAUGCAUGUGCUACGUUUUGGAAACAAACUUAACGAGGAAGUUUGCCGUGGAUUUAUCUUUGCAAAUCUUUUUUAAUUCACUAUAUCUCUUGGUAAGGUUAUGAUGAAACGUUCUAGUCGCCAAUUUGGCGACUAACUUUCAGGAUUUGGUCGCCAAAGUAAAAAAUUUAGUCGCAUUAGCGCCUGUAUUAGGCGCAAUUUCACGCCCUGUCUGAAGGUGCAGAUAAAGAGAAUUUGUGUAACAAUCAAGAGCCUCUUGAAUUCGCGAUCAUUUCCCUUAUUCUCGUGACCGUUGUGUUUGAUUCAGGGGUGAUAUUGUAAGGAGAAAUUAGAUGCUAGUCACUCUAAGGGAUCGAAAGGUUAAUCAACGGCGUCUCCCAUUCUUUCUUCGCUGACUUUCUCUCGUAUUUCUCUUCCAGGCACCACACAUAUGUAUGAACACUCACUCGCUCAAGAGACAAAACAGUUCACGGACCAGCAAGUUUUCGGUACCCCGGAUUAUCUGGCGCCUGAGGUCAUUCUCAGGCAAGGCUAUGGCAAGCCUGUGGAUUGGUGGUCCUUAGGGAUCAUCCUCUACGAGUUCCUCAUUGGAGUACCCCCCUUCUAUGGUGACACGCCCGAGGAGUUGUUCGCUGAUACUUUGAGCGGUGAGUGAGAAAAAAAAUCACAAUUUCACAUUGGAAUAUAGCGUAGAUCUUUUCUUCGUACAAAAUUGCCUUCUAGGUAACCUUCUAAUCUAGUCCGAGAGUGAUUUUCGGAGGUUUUCGUCUAAAUUCGGACGAUUCCGUCCGAUUUCUUACGAUUUCGUUCAAAUUCGGACGGUUCCGUCGGCAUUCGGACGGUUCUGUCUGAUUUUGCCCAGUCUUUCUGUUUUUCGGAUAGUUCCGUUCGACUUCGGAAGGCUUCGUCAGGUUUGGGAUGUUCCGUUCGUUUUCGGACGAUUCCUUCCGUCUUCGGACGUUUCCAGCCGGAGAGGAGAUUUAUCUCUGAUUAGAUUUUUAUAGUCUUUUCCUCCUCAUCAUUACAGGUGUCAUUGAAUGGCCAGGAGAAGACGAGGCCCCUCCGGAAGACGCGCGGGAUCUGGUAACGAAAUUACUAGAACAGGAUCCUAUAGCACGUCUGGGCACCGCAGGUAAGUGGUCCUGGGGUCGAUUUUAUGUACCAUAAUACCUUUGUCUUACAUUAACCUUUUUAAAUCGUGAGCUUUCAGCUGUAGCGCAUAUUUGUCGAACUCUACGCAAGUAGAGACUGUGAAUUAUCUUAUAUUUGCACUCAUGAUUUUGUCUGUGUCACUGUUCAUAGCCUAUAAACAAUUUUUACAUCAGUGUCGUCUUCCGCCUAUUGUUCGGCAAAUCUCCGUUGAAAUUCCCGACGAGUUUCCGAAUCAUUUUCGUCUGAUCUGAAAUAGUAAAAGUUACCCAAACAUUUCGUCGGUUGCGUCUCUUAUCAGGGAUUGUAAGAAUUUCGUCUAAAAUAUCCUUGACGUUUCUCGUGUAGCCCUUUCAUGAUGUAUUUUCUGGAAUGUUUUCUCUCUCUGUUCAGGUUCACACGAGGUGAGGGAACACAAUUUCUUUCUGGGCUUAAAUUGGACGGCGUUGCUGAGACAGAAAGCUGAAUUUAUACCUCAACUUGAUGGCGAGGACGACACAAGCUACUUCGAUAGUAAGUCAGACACAACGUUCUUGAAGAGUAAUUUUCAAAUGUCGUCGGAAAUGUGAUUGUUUAAGAAAAAUUGCACCAGCCUCUCGAUUUCUCAAAUGUAAACAUAAAGCUCCAAUGUGCUCUACAACCCCUGAAACGCUAUCGUGACAAGAUUCCAAUCAUUCCGCUCCUUGUUUCAGCUCGCACGGACCGCUACAAUCAUGAGUUGGAAACAGAUGACGACGAAGAAGAUGACGAAGAAUUCAGCAGCUUUUCAAACGAGUUCAGUAACUUCUCUACAUGUUCCCCCCGGUAUUCCCGCAUUUGUGGGUCACCGGUCCCAUCCCCGGUUACUUCUCCGGGUCCUUCGUCCCCCGUAUCCCCUAACAACCCUAAGAAGGCUUCAGACGCGAAAGACUCGGGUGAAGAAGUGUCGACUCCCCGAAGCGACCUGAGCUCGGAAAGUUCCCCACCGACUGUCCGAAAGAGGAGUCUGGAACGGAACCCGCCACUUAACGUUGAGAGCCGAGACAAUGACGAAGAUUUCCGAAGGCAACGAAGUGAUAGCGGCGUUGAUACCGAUCGUCCUUCCUAGUCGAACGACUUCGACAAAUAAGUAAGCUAUUUUUUGGGGGUUGUUUUUAUGCCUUUUUCUCCACGAGUAAACAAAGCAAUAAUUCAAGAGAUUAGUUUUUUGAUAUGGUGAUUUUAAGCUAAACUGUGGCGAUCAUUCUCUGAUUUUUUUUCAGUUCUUUAACCCCUCUGGAACGAGAUGUCAGCCCAUUUUCCCCACUAACCCCUCCCACCGUCCGAUUAAGGAAGAAAGCGUACUCAGAUUUGGCCCCAGUACCUAUCCCGCUGCUGUCAUUAUCGGCUGACGAGGAAAGCCCGACCAAACCCUCCGCAGCCGGCCUCACUGUGGAGACUGAGACCGCGGACAAAUAUCGGGUUCAGCGAACCCAUUCUCUUUCAUCUGUACCCAAGUUAGAGCUCUCGAGUAAGUUUAACUUCAUCAAUUCUCUCCAGUUACUUAUGUAUUUCUCUAAAGAGCCUUAGGUUUGCUCCAUCCUUCUCGUGAUUUUGUUUCACGCGCUUUUCCGCAUUUCGACAGUAUCCGACGAUGAAUAUCGCGCUUUAAGCCAACACAUACGAAGCCCUCCGGGUUCGCCUCUGUCCCGAACUCCCCCUCGUUCUCCGACCAGUCGCCGAAGAGCCAAGACACUGUCGCUCUGUCUUCGUCCGCCAAUCAUAAUCGAGAAAGGACCUCGUGGAUAUGGAUUCACUUUACAGGCUAUUCGUGUGUAUUUCGGAGAUACGAACUACUACAAAGUCCAUCACCUUGUGUCGGUAAGUUGGUGAUGUAAUCGAGCAAUGUCUCGUUGUGAAAGAUUUGUUUAUUCUGGUAACCUCCUUUUAGGAUGGACAGAUUGAAAGAGCGAACCUUGUAGUGAUGAUUUUUCCAAUGUUCUCUCUUUGGUAAAGGGUAAGGAAGCAUCAGACAUGAAAAUGUUUAAAUUUUUGAGUGAAAAGCCGAAUGACGAAACAUUUGUGACUGUAAGUGUUUCAAGUUUAAUAGACCAGCUUUGUUCAAAGAACGGAGCAGUUGCUGAAGUUUCAGGUGGAGAGUUUCGCAUGGCCAACAAGCCAUUGUUUUUUAACCUUCUCUUACGACCUAGAUGCGACUCUAGUUUUGAUAGGAAUUUUAUUUUUCUGUGUUUGUAGAAUGUGGACCAUGGCAGUGCUGCGUUUGAGUCAGGUCUUAGGCCUGGAGACUUGUUGACCCACGUGAACGAUGAGGUAAUUUUCGUGCGAAUGCUUUAUUUUGAUGUAACUGGUACAAAUGCUACAGAGACUCUAAUUGAGACUCGAGUUUUGCUAGGAAUUGUAAUAUUAGGGCCAUUUAUCGAGGAAAGGUAGCCGCGAUUGUCAAUAAAAGGCCAACUUACCUUGGAAACCAUUUAUUUGAUCGCUUUAGAGGCAGAGGACAGCGAUCAACUUUACUGGCAGUGCAGAUGUGAACCAAAUCUACGAGAACUCUGUCUAUCAUUUAAGCAGUAUUCUUGUAAAUGGUCGCGUUCGCGGGAUUUAUUUUUCUUAGUUUUGUCGUUCCAAUGGCCCCUUAAUAGCUUUGUCACGAAACGCUUACAGAGUUGCGUUACGCGGUCACAGCGGCUAUCAGGAAAGAGCCGCGUUGUGUUACUACUAAUUGAUUGUUUGAACUGCAAUGUUUUUAUUGAUGAAAUCUUUAACUGUUUUUGUUACUUCUUCGUCGGUUGAAACUCGGUAUUGCAACAGAAGCUUUAUUGCUCAAGUGAUCUUGACGUAAGUGGAUGAUGCAUUUUACUGGGAAAAGAGUCGCAUGCGAGCUUCUGUGGUCUACAGCCGUAUACCACAAUAGCUCUCUAUCAGUAUAGCAGGGCAAAUCCACAUCAAUCUCUGUAGACAACAGCAACAGUUGCUCUUGGAUGACCGAGUCCUUAGAUACAUUCUGAACGCAAUCUAGAACAUCCUGGAAGCAUAUAAUUAAAGUAUUCUGGUAGAAUUGCAUCAUAAUUACAUAACCUACUAGAAUGUUUUUAGUAGAAAGUUCCAUGGUAUGACAUCAGAACGUUGGAGCAUUCACGUUGCCGUGAAUAGACAUUAUAAGAAUUUCCAUUUUACAGUCACGUCACAUAAUACAUCAUGCUAUUUUAUUCGCAGUCGGUGAUGGGGCUCAGUCAUCGCCAAGUCAUUGAGCUUAUCCUUGGUGGUGGAACGAAAGUGAAACUCAGCGCUACGGAACUCGCCAAGACAUCCAUCAAAAGAGGAGGUCGGAAAAGGGUGCUGUCGGCCAGUAAACAAGUCCGAAAGAAGCUUCCUAUCAAACGCGGAAGAAAAGGAACUGCUUCUCAAAACCUUCCUUCUCCUGGUUCCGAAACGGCAGAUAAACAUCCGAAACAAAAACCGUUCUGGAAGCGGUUUGGCCGUCGAGCAAGUCUGUCGCCAGGAAGCAGCCUUCGGAGAACAAGUUCACUGAAGCGUGUGGUGUCUUCACCAGAUUCUCCUCGGCCGGCCUCACCCAAACUCACCUCGCACUCGUUUGAUUUUCGGGCGUUGUCGGAUCAGUCGUCAUCUUCUGUCGGUAGCAGUCCUGCAUCGUCACCAAGUUCGCCUUGCGCGCAUGGCCUAGGACGACCAGGUCAGUGCAAAAAAAAAUUUUUUUUUUAGGUCAAUAAGAAAUUGAGCUUUUUAAAUUCGCAAGGUCAGUUGUAUUUAUUGGGGCGUGAUGGGCAAAGGACUCUCGAUCUAAAGGUCCGGCCUCGACCUUUGGAUGGUGUCACUGUUCUCUCUUUUUGAGAGAUAAAUCAGUUAUGUUUCAGUAACCAGAUGGAACAACUUGGUCGCCAAAUAGUCCGAUUUGAACAACUCUUCGCCAUAAUGCGAAAUAUGACAGGGCGAGGAUUUCAAGAAGUUUUUUGGCAACACCGUAAACCGGGCUAAGUCCUGGAGGAUUUUUUAGCCACUCACAUGUAAGCAACCUAACCUAAUCUUUUCUCUUCUGUUAGGAACUCUACAAGGAAUUAUUCCAAAGCUGCGAGCGGUUCGUUCUCCAAGAAGAAAAUCAUCAGCGCACGUUCCCGUGUCACCCCUAGCAAGGACACCUUCGCCAACCUCAGUCUCCCCCUCUCAUUCUCACGCUCAUGGACACCAGCCUCGUAGCACGUCUCCUUUGACCCUUCGGGGGUCCCCUGCGUCACCACAUCUGGCUACAAUUACGCCCCAGACCUCCCCGAGGCCUGGCUCGCCUUUAUUAAGACGCGCCUUAUCUCCGGAUCAUUUUCAUCUCAGCAAACACGAUAAAAAGUCUGAAUUUCGCCGCAAGACAUCUCGUGAUGAGAGAUCUCUCGGGAGACAAGACAGUUUUGAGCGAAAAGGACGCCACCACCGCAGACAUGAUACGGUAUACCCAGCUGUACGUUGUGUUGUCGAACACGAAAGUCCCCUCGAACGUCCGCGAAGUGUUAGCUUGAACGAAACAAAAAGUCCAAACAAACUGGAACUUAAAUGCGAGCUACGAAGACAUUCCGAACAGCCACCGAAAAUAUUGUCAAAUCUUAAGCUUGAACCAAGAGGCAAUUCAGGAGAAAAGCUAGAUGAAACAGAUUUGGAUACGAGGUUUUGACGGCUGGCCGUUAAUUACCAAGAAUCGAACAAUGGUGAACUUCGAUGGAUCUCCUCGACUGGUUGGAGCAAUUUUCUGUGGUUUAUCUGUCGUAUUACGAAAUUGCAAUGGUUUUAUUUCACUUUACUCUGUGAUUGGUUGAAAAAAAAAAACUCGCGCCAACCUCUCAACCAUUCAGAUGCAAAACCUGAAUCAACUGUACCGUGGUCAAGUUCAAUUUUCCGCGCUUAAGUUAUUUUGGGUUCGGUUCACGACAAAAAAGUUCUCAAUACCAAAAGACAGACUGCCCUGUAGAUACUGUAAAUACCUGUAAAUAACUGAGAUAUGUACAUAGAUACAAAGACAGAUACAUUAUGUCAAUUAGUUAACUUAGAUGUUUUAUUGUGUAUGAGGUGACCAAAGUCUUGUUUCGUACACGUAACAACGUGGACAAAUUGAUAGGUACAUUGUAAAACUAUUGAGAAGCAGUCCUGCGAAAGGGGGUCAUAUACUCUUUCGUCAGAAUUUGCAUUCGUACCUUGGAUGAAAAUGUCGCGGUUUCGGCGUCAUGGGCUUUUCAAGGUUGUAACUAACAAUCCGGGAAGUUCAACCUCAUCCUCGUUGCUUUUUGGUUUCUCAAGUAAAUUAUUGACAUUUUUCUAUAUUGCUAAAUGAAUAUGUUUGUGUUUUCCUUCACAUUGAAGGUUAUUUUACGUAGCACAACAGACGACGAGCAAUUUUCAGUUGAGUGUCGAAAGUGAUUCGGGAUUGCUUUGUCUCUGGUUGACUCCGCUGUAUGAUUGGUUCAGAAUAUUCGCCCCACUCUCUUAACCAAUCAGAUUACAUACUGAAUCCUACCGCGACCACGUCACUUGUGUUUUCUCGUGCCUCAGGAAGUUUGCUUGUUUUUACUCUGUUCUUAUCGUUUCUUAGUGAUAUUUUUCUUUAUCCUGAUUGAACACAGAGUGCUUGAGUGGUUUUUUGUUUUCGACACUCAAUCGAAGAGCGCUGAAACAUUUCGACAAGUAAUUCAUUUACCUUUAGAUUACAGCGAAAACUCUCAGAGAAGAACCAGGAUUUUCAAAAUUUAAGUUUCCCUAACGAAUUAAGGUUAAUAGCUUGUUGGAUACGUCGUUGUUUGGUAGGAAAAAAGAUGGUUGUUCCAGGUUACUGCGAUUCAAAUUUACAUCGACUGUUUCCAGGUUCUUAUUUUUGAGUUUAUUCCAACUGGACAGUCCCGGUUUGAUGUAUAAGAGUUCGAAAGUUCUCGAAGAGUUUUGGAACAAACUCAUUAUUUUGUGUAACUAGUAUCAGGUGAAACAAGAGAGUUUAGAGGGAAUUGGCAUUUGCGAGAAAAGUAUUGUUACCGAUUGAAUAAUGUGAGGGCGUCUUUGUGAAAGUUUGAAGAUUUGUGCCUGAAGCAUGCAUGUGUGGCAUAUGAAGUAUGUGUGUUUGAGUGUGCGUGUUUACGCUUCGUUUCCGCUUGUGUACGUAUAUUUUUGUCCAAUCACAUAGAUUUGUGAUAACCGUGCGAGGGAAGCUGGUUUUCUCUCGAGUGCCAUAGCAAUACAAAUUCUUUCCAACCUCUCGUCGAGUUGCGCGUCCAGUGGCAUUGGCGUGGUAGAUCGUGAUAUGAGGGGCUAGAAAAGACACUUAUUUAAUUUUCAUUGAAUGAUUCUGAAUGGUGUAAAUGAUAAUAAGUGUAAUGAGUGAUAAUUAUGAAAAAGUGGAAAUAAACGAAGUAUAACGUAUUUUGCG
Pocillopora meandrina is the source of this 22949-nucleotide messenger RNA. NCBI's taxonomy places the organism in Eukaryota, Metazoa, Cnidaria, Anthozoa, Scleractinia, Pocilloporidae. The record is from the annotation of a GenBank genome assembly.